UAAAAUGACACAGCUAGAAUUUAAAUAUUUGAAUAAUUAUUUUUCUAAAUUGUUAUUUUCUGAAGUAAAAAAAUCAUUGUAAUGCAUUUGAAAACUAUACUAAUCUUUUGUUCAUUUUGUUUUUUUACCGGAAUAAUAAGCGAGGGACUUAACGUACUUCAAAUAGACCUCUUUAAAUACUUGAUAACGGAUUCUGUUUGUGGUAGUUCCAUUAACAAAAUACAAUAUGCAUUAUUAUGUCAUGAUAUCGAAGAGACUUACAAUGAGUAUACCCUUGAUGAUCCAGUAAGUGUAAGAAUUUUCAAGAUUUUGAAUUUUUUGGCUAGAAUUAAAAAGAGAGGCGAUGACAAAAGUAUAGAAAAACUUGAUAUAAAUGAGUUUCAAAUAAUCUCAAAUAAAUUCAGUAAUCUUGAUACAGACAACGAUUGCGUAUUAAAUAAGGAACAAUGCAUUACAUUGGUUGAAUCUAUUGGUUACUGUCAUUCUAGUAGUGGAUAC
Molecule: messenger RNA, 498 nt
Organism: Daktulosphaira vitifoliae (grape phylloxera)
Lineage: Eukaryota; Metazoa; Arthropoda; Insecta; Hemiptera; Phylloxeridae
Source: RefSeq, a predicted model, not a curated record